This is a messenger RNA of Ichthyophthirius multifiliis, 1713 nucleotides long. RefSeq names its product methyltransferase like 3, putative. Gene Ontology annotation, molecular function: zinc ion binding; nucleic acid binding; methyltransferase activity. Gene Ontology annotation, cellular component: RNA N6-methyladenosine methyltransferase complex. NCBI's taxonomy places the organism in Eukaryota, Ciliophora, Oligohymenophorea, Hymenostomatida. The record is from RefSeq and is a predicted model, not a curated record. The transcript has 7 exons.
AUGAGAAAAAUAUAAAAAGAAAUCGAUGAACUUAAUAAUAAAUAUUUUCCAAGUAAAUCAUAUAUUAACUGUGAUAUAAAAUACUUUAAUUUAGACCUUUUAGUUUAGAAUAUAGGAUAUUUCGAUAUUAUUUAUAUGGAUCCACCCUGGAGAAUCAAAGGUGGAUAAUAAGUUGAUAGUUAAUUUAUGUUUUCGAAUAGUAAAUUUUCUUUGGAAUACAAUACUAUGUCUAACAAAGAUAUUAUAGAUAUAAAUAUAGAAACAUUAUCUAAAAAAGGGUUUUUAUUUUUAUGGAUUUUAAAUACACAAAUGGAUAUAGCUUGCUAAAUGAUGUAAAAAUGGGGAUAUGAAGUAGUUGAUAAACUUAUAUGGAUAAAAAUGAAAGAUAAAAAUAUUUAAUUAACCCAUGGAUAUUAUUUUAUGCAUUCAUUUGAAAUGUGUCUAAUUGGUUAUAAAAAUAAUGAAUUUAGUGGCGAAUCUAAAAGCAAUUACAUGGAAUAAAAUUAUCCUUAAUUCCAUUAAUAUAUUACUAAUAAUGUUAUAUUUUCCGAAGUAAGGAAAAAAUCAUAGAAACCAGAUGAAAUUUAUGAAAUAAUUGAACUCUUAAUACCUGGAAGUAAAAAAAUCGAAAUUUUUGCUAGAAAUAAUAAUUUAAGACCUGGCUGGUUAAGCUUAGGAAAUUAAUUAGGUGAAACUUAUGAAUAAUGGUUAAAUUUAGUUUGCUGUGACGAAUGUAAAUAAGAAAUAACAAAGUAGAAAUUAAUGAGAUAUAAAAGUAAAUAUCGCCAUAAUUAUGAUUUAUGUCAAAACUGUGUAUAACAUCAUAAUAAGGAAGACUUUUUUGAAAUCUAAAACAAAGUAUAUGAAGAUGUUCUUCAUUAAUAUUAAUAAUGUAAUCAUUGUAGAACUGAACCUAUUUGGGGAAUAAGAUUCCACUGUUUAGAUUGUUAAGAUUUCGAUUUAUGUGAAGCAUGUGUUGAUUUAAAUAUUAAAGAAAAUGAUAAAUUUCAUGAUUAAAAACAUUAAAUGUAAGUCAUUGAAGUCCCUAUAUAUGCAGAUGGUUUUCCAGUACAUGAUAAAAGAUGUUCUUCAUGUUAUAUGAUGCCUAUUACGGGAACAUGUUUUACUUGUCAUUAAUGCUCUGGAAAUUUUAAUUUAUGUUAAAAUUGCUUUUUUAAUAAAUCUUCGGAAAAAAUAGCAAAUAAAAGACAUAAAUAAGAGCAUGUUAUGGAUCCAAUUUUAAGUCCAACAAAAAAUAGCAAAACUAAAAAAUACAAAUGUGGAGGAUGUGGAUUAGCAAAUUUAAAUGGAGAAAUAUUUAAAUGUUUAAACUGUUAUUGUUUUUAUUUUUGUUAAAGUUGUUAUGAUACCAAAAGAGAUAAUUUUAAAACUAAUAUUGCAAGUUCACAUAAAACAUAUCAUACAUUAGUAAAAAUUUAAACAAAAAAUGAAGAUUUAGAUGAAAAAAAGAAUGAAAAUGAAAAUGAAAAUGAUAAUGAUUUAAAAUAAAAAGAUUAAAUUCAUGAUUAAUAAUAAUUAAUAUAAUGUGUUUAAGAAAAUAAUAAUAAUUAGCAAGAAAAUAACAAAAACUAAUCUUUAUAAAACACAAUGAUUAAAUAAAGGGGUAGACCUAAAAAGAAAAUUAGCAAUUUAGAAUUAUAUAUGGAUAAGUUAAGUAAAUAAAAAAAAAGCUAAGAAAACUCUGAAAAAUGA